Metarhizium brunneum ARSEF 3297 is the source of this 1455-nucleotide messenger RNA. RefSeq lists its product as uncharacterized. NCBI's taxonomy places the organism in Eukaryota, Fungi, Ascomycota, Sordariomycetes, Hypocreales, Clavicipitaceae. The record is from RefSeq and is a predicted model, not a curated record. Gene Ontology annotation, molecular function: protein binding.
AUGAGACGCAGCUUCCACUCUCUCCUGCUUCUCGCAGGAGUCGCCGACUUUGUAUUGGCAGGCCCUGUGGACGGCAGUCGUACUGCUGCCAAGCGAGAUCCCCUCGGCUUGAGUCUUCCUCCCCUUAUUCCAGCAAUUCCAGGUGUUACGGAGCCCUUGGCAUCAAAUGCUCCUCCUUUGCCUAUCCUUCAAGUGCCAACGCCCCCAGUCGACAGUCCGCCCUUUGACGUGUCCAACAUUCAGCCGAAGAAGAUUGGCCACUUCUGGACAGGCGCUGGCGAUAAUACCCACAAGGAUUUCUUGGUAACUGUGAGCUUGGAUGAUGAUACAUUUGGGACAAUCAUCCACAUAUCAGAUGUUCCUACAAGCGGCAAUUCUCCUCAUCACCUGGGAACCUCAUUGGACGGAAAGACUCUGGUUGGCGGCGGAUUGCUCUCCCUUCUCAAAACCCAGGAUACUGCUUUCUACUGGGAUUCCAGUGAUCCUUAUCACCCAAAGUUUGCUCACAGCAACCGGGCUCUGCUGAGUUCCAUCACUGACGAGAUCCGAGCCAAGCCUGAAGGUGGAUUUUUGAUUACAUACAUGGGUAGCGCUGUGGGAAGCUCACCCGGACGCCUGGUUGAGACAGACGCCAAGGGCAAUAUUAUUCAUGAAUGGCCAGAGGAUGUCGAGGGAACACUCAACAUUCUCGGUGAACAGUUCACACCACACGGCCUGAGUGUCGACUUCAAGAACAACGUUAUCCUCACUUCCGACUUUGUCGUUCCACUUAGCAUUCUCAAACCCGUCUCGGCUCUUGGCAUUCAAAAGGCAAACACGCUGCGUCUGUGGGAGCUUGAUAGCCGCAAGAUUAUAUCCACGAUCCAAAUUCCUCAUGGUGGUGGUAUCCAAGAUGUCAAGUUUAUUCCUGGAAACAAGGAGAGCGCCGCUCUAGCCACUGCGGUCAAUCCAGGCCAGGUCUGGAUCAUCUACCCAUUUCGAAAAGAUGCCAACGGCAAACAGGGCGUUGCUGAACUCUUCUAUGAUCUCGGGGACAAGGCCAAGGACUCUGUUGCCAUUUACUCUGACAUCAGCGACGAUGGGAAGCUGGCAUACUUUACUUUCACGUUGGGUAACCACGUCGCUGCUCUAGACAUUUCAGACCUGAACAAUGUCAAACGUCUGGACAACCCUGAUGAGACCCAGCCCAUCAUUGGACCUCACUAUGUGAAGAUUUCCCCCGACAAAAAGAACCUCUUGGUCACUGGUUAUUUCGUCCAGGCAGGAGACAUUUCCGUGCUCAACACCCCUGGAGAUUACAAAGGCCAUUGGAUUGACAUUCUCCCCGACGGCUCGUUGAACUUCAACCGAACCAUUGACUUUGAAAACAUCUUUACAAAGACCAGAGGUGGAGCUCGUCCCCAUAGCGUCGUCAUCUUUGAUCUGACCGACCCGACGAACCCGAAAUACUACUAA